AUGUCCACAGACGAUAAACGGCUCGAAGAUUCCGAGCUCGCGCUCACGCCAAUAAACGAGCGGAAGCUCAUGAUCAAGAUCGAUUUCCGGCUACUGCCGUGUCUCUGUGUCAUGUACAUGAUUACCUUUCUGGAUCGAGUAAACAUCGGCAACGCCGCUGUCCUCGGCAUGCGAGAAGAUCUCAACAUCGAGUCCGGGACAAAGUACAAUGCGGCACUGAUGAUUUUCUUCAUCCCGUAUAUUCUGUUUGAAAUUCCGUCGAAUAUUCUUCUUAAGAAACUUAGUCCGCAUGUUUGGUUAUCUUUCUGCACCUUUGGCUUCGGCCUAAUCCUCAUCCUGCAAGGCCUCGUCGAGAGCUGGACUACGCUCAUGGUCACCCGCUGGUUCCUGGGCAUGUUUGAGACCGGCAUGCUUCCUGGCUGCGUCUACCUCCUCGGCAUGUGGUACGCGCGCACCGAAGCCCAAAAGCGCUAUUCGAUCUUCGCAACGUCUACCAUCCUCGCCGGCGCAUUCGGCGGCCUCCUCGCAAGUGCAAUCGGGAAGAUGGAUGGAAUCCGCGGGUACAGCGGUUGGCGGUGGGUGUUUAUCCUCGAGGGCUGCGCGACGAUUGUUAUGGCGGUUGUCGUGUGGUGUCUUGUUCCGGAUUUCCCGGAGGAUUGUAAGUGGUUAAAGGAGAGGGAGUUUGAGUUCCUCAGAGAGAAGUUGGCCAAGGAGACUGGGAGGUUGGAGGAAUGUGUCAAACUUGGAUUCAAGGAGAUUGCGGGUGUUUUUAAAGAUUGGAAGAUAUUUGCGGGAGCGUUUAUGCUCCUUGGGCAGGCCGUUGCUGGGUAUAGCUACGCCUACUUUGCCCCGACAAUCAUCCAUACAUACGGCUAUGGGGAAAUCAAAACCCAACUCUACUCGAUCCCCCCCUGGGCCGCAGCAUACGGGUGUACGCUGAUAGUUGCCUGUCUCUCCGACUACUUUCGCAACCGGUACAUCUUCACCAUCGUCCCGCUGCUCGUGGGGAUGAGCGGGUUCGGCAUCCUGCUCAACGUGCACGACACGAACCACAAUCACCUGCAGUACGGCGCCCUCUUUUUAUUGACGUGCGGCUGCUUCAGUACGAGCCCGGUGUUUCUUUGCUGGUUUGGGAUGAAUCUUGGUGGACAUCGACGGAGACUCGUCGGGACGGCCUUUCAGAUUGGGGUUGGGAAUAUCGGCGGCAUAAUCGCAACAUACGCGUUCCUGGAAAAAGACGCCCCACUCUAUCGCAACGGAUACAUCAUCGGGCUCUCGUUCUGCUGCUUCUCAGCCGCCAUGUCGACCCUAUACCUUGUCGGAUGCUGGUACGAGAAUACCAAGCGCGACCGCAUCAUGGCGGAGGGGGGUCCUGACGCCGAGGUCACGCCGGAGGAAGAGGAGGAGCUGGGCGAUUUGGCGGUUACGUAUCGCUAUGCGUAUUGA
Molecule: messenger RNA, 1446 nt
Organism: Aspergillus calidoustus
Lineage: Eukaryota; Fungi; Ascomycota; Eurotiomycetes; Eurotiales; Aspergillaceae
Source: the annotation of a GenBank genome assembly